AUGUCUACCUCCAAAAGUGCGUCUGCAUUUCCUUCAAACGAUUCACACUCACAGUUUUCUAACGGUGUCGCUUUACUAUUACAUACUUGGACCGCGUUAAAGUUGGCGGUUGAAGGCCAAUGGGGUGGUGUUGAUUCGGAGGAGAAACGCGCGUGGUUAGCUGGUGUGGUGGUGGAGCAGUUCGAACAAAACGGCAAAAAAACAUACGCAGAUGAUCUCGAAUCAAUUCUAGUACAAGUGAUGUCUGAUGAAUUUAAUACGCUACUCGAAGAUGAUUCCGCAUAUCAGCUCUCACAAGAUCUAGCAAAAUUAUACAAUGAAUGUAUACAAAACAACUACGCGACAGUUGAUGCAUUACAAGAAAAAUUUAUGCAGCAAAAAAAUUCCACGAGGAAAGCACAGACAGAUGAGAUUGAUAAAGGUGUCGAGCCUUCUACACAAACUACUUCAAAGUCGCAAUUACCUAUUAUUGAUGAUGAUGGAUUUCAAUUGGUAACAAAGCGGUGGAAAUAA
Molecule: messenger RNA, 513 nt
Organism: Ambispora leptoticha
Lineage: Eukaryota; Fungi; Glomeromycota; Glomeromycetes; Archaeosporales; Ambisporaceae
Source: the annotation of a GenBank genome assembly